AUGACUCUCAGCACCUUCUUCAUGUGGACGCUGGCCUGCUGCUGGUUGACAGGUUUGUCCUCACAGAAACAUUCAAUCAUCUUGUGUUGACUUAUUUAAUUCUGCUGCAGAAUGAAUGAUGAAUUUUCUGUCUGCAGGAUGCAGAGGUCAGGUGACUGUGACUCAGCCUUCAGUGGAGACUGUUACUCCAGGAUCCACGGUCACUCUCACCUGUAAAACUGACCCAAAGGUGAAUGUUUGGAGAGAUGGAGAUAGUCGAGUAGCCUGGUAUCAGCAGAAACCUGGACAGGCUCCCAAGUUAGUCGUCUACCUUGGUCAAAAUCCUACGAGUGAGUUUUCUUCAAGAUUCUCAGGCAGAGGAGACGGAGUGAACGCUGCUUUGACCAUCAGUGGGGCUCAGGCUGAAGAUGCUGCAGUUUAUUACUGUAAGAGUGUACAUGUCAUAAACAGUGCUGCGGUGUUCACACAGUGA
Xyrichtys novacula (pearly razorfish) is the source of this 472-nucleotide messenger RNA. NCBI's taxonomy places the organism in Eukaryota, Metazoa, Chordata, Actinopteri, Labriformes, Labridae. The record is from the annotation of a GenBank genome assembly.